UCAGCUAUUAAACGCGCAAUGGAAUUUCAUUAUAACCGUGGUGAGAGAAGAACAUGUUUAAUUGGUGACGCUGGAUAUCCAUUAGAGCCUUGGCUGAUGACUCCAUUGGCGCAUUAUCCCGAAUGGAGUAGACAGUAUCAAUAUACUUUAAAAUUAUGUAAAGCACGCAACAUUGUCGAAAGGUUUUUCGGUGUAUUAAAGGCAAUAUGGAGAUGUCUAUCGUCCCAGCGUGUUCUCAUGUAUGCACCAAAUAUCGCUGUACAAAUUGUCAAUGCAUGUGCUAUUUUACAUAAUAUGCGCUUGCAUUAGAGAUUACCUAUUGAUGUAUAAAUUGAAAAUGCACAUGAACCUGCACCUGCGUACCAUUUGAACAAUGCAGAAAUAGAAGCAGAACUUCGGAGAGGACCUCGCGCGGUAGCACAACGUAUUCAAAAUCAAUUAAUGCUGGAAUGGUUUCCUAAUUAUCGUAGGGCAGAUGAGCACGUAAGAUAAUAAAUCACAUUCGGUUAUAUAUGUAUGAACGUGUGUGUAUGGAGGAUAUAUCUAAAAUAAAUUGGCAAAAUAAUCUUAUAUUUUAACAUCGUCAACGUUGUUAAGUAGAGGCAUAAAAUUUUAUUUAAUCGGUUGUAUCAUCCUGGAUAAGAUAUGAAUAAGACGAGAAAUCAAAUAAGAAUGAGUAGUAUUAUAGUAGUGCGGAUUAAGAAAUAUUAUUAUUAAAUAUAU
Messenger RNA from Temnothorax curvispinosus, 723 nucleotides. Its product is annotated as putative nuclease HARBI1. The record is from RefSeq and is a predicted model, not a curated record. The coding region runs from base 19 to 309 and encodes 96 amino acids. The transcript has 2 exons. NCBI's taxonomy places the organism in Eukaryota, Metazoa, Arthropoda, Insecta, Hymenoptera, Formicidae.